GGAGAGGGGAGGAAAGGGAGGGGCGGAAAUGGAGAGCGUGUGCAGCAGCAUGACGAGCACGACUCACGAGGGCUGUGAGAAGAAGUACAGCUCCUGACUAUUACUGGAGUUCACACAUGCACUCUCACACGACUCCACACACUCGCACGCAGCUUCAAUUUCCAAGUGAAGUUAUCCAGUGUGUGUUGGUGUUCUCUGCCUCGGGUUGAGGAGGGAAUAAAGCGGGUUUGUUAAGCAGCAGUUCGGUGUGUGUCCUGCUCCGCUGCCACCAGGUAGCCAGUGAGUUCUCUGGUGUUUGUGUCUUUGCAGGUAGCCAGUGAGUUCUCUGGUGUUUGUGUCCUUCCAGGGAGCCAGUGAGUUCUCUGCCACUAAUAAUAACCAUGAACAAUUCUGAUAUGGCGCCCUCGACAACCCUCACCACAUACACAAAUGCGACAGAGACGUCAGAUAUGGGGCCUUUAACAUCGCUUCCCACACAAGCAGACACCACCAUGAUUCAGGUGGUAACCACAGCAGCCCCCUCCAGUCCAGACUCCGCAGUUGUAGCAGUGGUUAUAGUUCUCAUCCUGCUGACGGUAGCUGCUUUGGGCUUCCUGCUGUACCGGUACCUCUGCCACAACAAAGGAGACUACAGGACGACGGGGGAGCCGGCUCCAGGCGAGGACCCCGACGAGGAGUACAAUAACCAGGCUGUGAGCGAAAAGAAGGAAUACUUCAUAUGAAGCUGGUGAAGACUUAACAGGCAGGGAGUGGAGAAAGACAGAUUGGAAGACAGAAGAAAUAGGAUUGUUUUUUGAUGUGUGUGUUGUUUUGAGGGAAGGCUGAGACUUCCUGCACAAGGGUGCAGAGAAACCUUCAGAUUUAGUUGUGAAAAACACAGAGGCAAUACCAAAGAUAAGAUAGUUACAGCAAGAGUGAGUACUGACGGAUGAGGAGCAGGUGUGUGUUCAAUUAGCAGAGCUAUGCGUGACACAGGUGGUGGGAUUUUAGUAUGUCACAGUUAACAUGAUCAGUAAAUACUCAGCAACAAUCAAAAUGCAAGAAAAGCUUGUCUGCACUAUUUAUCAGCCAUGUUUCAGUUGUUCUCUCUAGUAUCUGCAAUAUGUUUUAUUGUGACAGUUUUUUUCUCCACCUAACAAACCUUGUACAAGAUGUGUUAUGAAGCCAUUGGGGGAAGUCACUUUUAUAUUGAUUUGCUUUUAAAAUGACAGGUUUUUCUAUGCAGUUAUUUUAUAAGCUUGUUAAAGACAGUGUCCUCCUUUUUGUAUUCAGGACAGCCUAAACGUUAUUUGAUUUGUACAUGGUUUGUAUUAUUGCUUGUGACCCACGGUUACUGAUGACUUCCCUAUUUGAGAUAAAUAUGGAAGGCAAUAAAACUUGUUCUUGGACUGGUGCCAUUACAACAUGA
This is a messenger RNA of Sebastes umbrosus (honeycomb rockfish), 1408 nucleotides long. RefSeq names its product cell adhesion molecule 2-like. Bases 381 to 722 code for a protein of 113 amino acids. The transcript has 6 exons. The record is from RefSeq and is a predicted model, not a curated record. Lineage: Eukaryota; Metazoa; Chordata; Actinopteri; Perciformes; Sebastidae.